This is a messenger RNA of Phyllostomus discolor (pale spear-nosed bat), 2022 nucleotides long. RefSeq names its product heat shock protein family B (small) member 11 (gene IFT25). The record is from RefSeq and is a predicted model, not a curated record. The transcript is spliced from 7 exons. Gene Ontology annotation, biological process: intraciliary transport. Gene Ontology annotation, cellular component: centrosome; intraciliary transport particle B; cilium. Bases 181 to 612 code for a protein of 143 amino acids. Lineage: Eukaryota; Metazoa; Chordata; Mammalia; Chiroptera; Phyllostomidae.
CUUGGGGGUAGGGGCGGGGCUGAGGGCGUGGUAGAAGGGAGGUCUCCAGGCCCUUCAGUCUACGCUCUUGGAGCUACUCGAGGUCCAGGCGAGUAGGCACAGCUUUUCCAGUCGCUGCAUCUGUAUAUUUGUGUUUGCCCUAGAAUCACCAGAGCAAGGAGGAGGGUUAAACAGUUUAAGAUGAGAAAAGUUGAUCUCUGUUUGAGCUCUGAAGGGGCUGAAGUAAUUUUAGCUACAUCAAGUGAUGAAAAACACCCUCCUGAAAAUAUGAUUGAUGGGAAUCCAGAAACAUUUUGGACCACCACAGGAAUGUUUCCCCAAGAGUUCAUUAUUUGUUUUCACAAACACGUAAAAAUUGAAAAGCUUGUAAUCCGAAGUUACUUUGUGCGCACUUUGAGGAUUGAAAAGAGCGCGUCUAAUGAGCCAGUUGAUUUUGAGCAGUGGAUUGAAAGAGAUCUAGUACACACAGAAGGGCAGCUUCAAAAUGAAGAAAUUAUGGCGCAUGAUGGCCACGCCACUUACUUGAGAUUCAUUAUUACAUCAGCCUUUGAUCAUUUUGCAGCUGUGUAUAGCAUUUCUGCAGAGGGGACAGCAGUUUCCAAUCCUUCUUAAUAAUUAUAACAAAAUGAUUUUAUGUGAUUUUUAACAAUAUAUUUAUUUAAAAACAAAAUUGUCUUUGAUAUAGUUUAUUAAAGGGAUUUGUAUCAGUCUGUUUUGGUUUUUAUUUAUUUUCUCUUUAACAGUUUGUGCAAAGGAAUUUGGUGUCAUGGUCAGCAGUGAUGGCUACCAUGGAGGAUAUAAGAAAGCUCUUGUUUCAGUCUAUAGCUUAGUCAAGAAGGUGACUGUGCAUGAAACUUAGCUGAUAAUACAUUGUGUCCCCACAGCAUCUAACAUGGGACCCUUCAGGUCUCAGUGCAUUAAUUUUUAAAUGUAUUAUUGAUCAAUGCAAGGGUCUAAGUGAGUAAGUAGUAUAUAGCAAGUACACGAUGUACAAGUGCAGAAAAGAGAAAGUAUUUAUGGGAAGGUUUCACAGUGGUCAUGAAACUUGAGCUAGGCCCUGUGGAACAAAUCAUUUUAUUUUUUCUUUUAAUUUUAUUUUAUACGGAUUUGAAAACCUCAGAGAAGAGGCAGGCUUUCUUCUUUCUUUCCAAAGACAUCCAUUAUUCUGGAUGUUUCCAUGUGGGAGUUUUUUGGAUGAGGUGAACACUUAAAUGGGAGGACUUUGAGUAAAGCAGAUUGUCUUCUAUAAUGUGGGUGGGCCUCAACCAAUCAGUUGAAGACCUUAAUAGAACAAAAGACUGUCCUCUCCUGGGCAAGGAGGAAUUCUGCCACCAGACAGCGUUUGGACUUCUACUGCAACGUCAGCUCUUCUCUGGGUCUCCAAGUCAUUGUCAUGAAAAAUGUUAAUUGAUUAAGGAAGGGGGUCUGCUCUAGAUCCAAAGAGAUGUAAAAGCUCCAAUAACCACAUGUCACGUGUGUUUCUUAUUUGGAUGCCGAUUUGGGCAAACCAACUGAAAAGAGACAUUUUUAAGAAUUGGAAAAUCUACUUGUGGACCAUUAUUGCGCAUUUUGCUAGGUGUGCUGCUAGCAUUAAGCUUUCAUAAGAAAAUGCCUAUAUUUUAAAAAGAUGCACAUAUAAGUAUGUAGGAUUGAAAUUACAUGAUAUCUGGGAUUUGCUUUAAAAUACUUAAGUAAAUGAAAAAGUGUUAGUUGAAGCAAAUGUGGCAACAAAACAUUGAAUCUGGGUGAUGGAUAUACGGGGUUUUGUUGUACUAGUCUCUCUAAUGUAUACUUGAAAUUCUUCAUAACAGAAAAAUAAGUUUAAUGCUACUGAUCAUAUCUUUGUGUAUAAAUUUUUGCCUGCCUCUCAGAAGAUUUCCGUAGAAGAGAUUUUCAGAAAGGGAGUACUCAAAGUUAGGAACAGUUUUAAGGCUCUUAAAACUUCUAGAUAAAUUGCUUACCAAGAUUUGUUAUACCAAUUUACUCCUAGUAAGGUAGGUUUUAGAUAAAUGGAGGAGAGUA